Lactuca virosa is the source of this 1221-nucleotide messenger RNA. The record is from the annotation of a GenBank genome assembly. Lineage: Eukaryota; Viridiplantae; Streptophyta; Magnoliopsida; Asterales; Asteraceae.
AUGGCCUAUACAAUUACCAUUAAACUUAUCGUUUUUCUGUAUUUAACCUUGAUCUCUGAAACUACACGUAAUGUAAAUUCGAUCAGUAGUCUAGAUGAGUUAUCCUCUUCACCGAUUAAUCAAGUUGGCAUAUGUAGCUUAUUGAUUGAGACGCAAGGCUACACAUGCGAAGAACACAAGGUGACAACAAAAGAUGGUUAUAUACUUAGCAUGCAACGGAUUCCUACUGGACAGGGAGGUAAAAAGUCAGACAAGCCCCCGGUUUUAUUACAACACGGGGUUCUUAUGGAUGGUGGGACAUGGGUUUUAAACUCUCCUGAUGAAUCUCUUGGAUUCAUUUUGGCAGAUAACGGUUUUGAUGUGUGGAUUGCGAACACUCGCGGAACCAAUUAUAGUCGUGGCCAUACAUCACUUAAUCCUAGUGAUCCAGCUUAUUGGGAAUGGUCGUGGGACGAAUUAGUAGCUUUUGAUCUCCCUGCUUCGAUCCAAUUUGUGCAUGAUCAAACAGGCCAAAACAUGCAUUAUGUUGGUCAUUCCUUGGGAACUUUGAUUGCUUUUUCUGCCUUUUCAAAAGACCAAACAUUGGACAUGUUAAGAUCGGCUGUUUUGCUUAGCCCUAUCGCGUAUUUAGGCCAAAUAUCUUCAACUCUCGCAAGAGCCGGUGCAGAUGCUUUCUUAGGCGAAGCCUUAUAUUGGUUGGGUCUCCAUGAAUUUGCUCCAAGAGGGAAAGCUGUUGUUGAUCUUCUUAGUGUUAUAUGCAAAAUGCCUGGCAACGAUUGCAGCGAUUUGAUGACAUCAUUUACUGGGCAAAACUGUUGUGUGAACUCUUCUAUGACGGAUAAGUUUCUUGAACACGAACCUCAGUCGACCGCAGCUAAGAACAUGAUCCAUCUUGCUCAAAUGAUCCGAACAGGAACUAUAACAAUGUAUGAUUACGGAAAUGUUAAUGAUAAUGAGAAGCACUACGGACAAUCCACGCCUCCGGUUUAUGACAUGGAAAGCAUCCCGAAAGAUUUCCCAAUGUACCUCGGUUAUGGAGGGGCAGAUGAGUUGGCUGAUGUGCAAGACGUCAACACACUGCUCAAAAGCGUUAAGGAUCAUGAUCCGGAUAAGCUUGUUGUACAAUACCAGGAGGACUAUGCACAUGCUGAUUUUGUUUUUGCUGUGAAUGCGAAAAAAGUUGUGUAUGAUCCUGUCAUGGCAUUUUUGAACCUCAAUUAA